Messenger RNA from Cryptotermes secundus, 1759 nucleotides. Its product is annotated as phospholipase A1-like. The record is from RefSeq and is a predicted model, not a curated record. NCBI's taxonomy places the organism in Eukaryota, Metazoa, Arthropoda, Insecta, Blattodea, Kalotermitidae. The coding region runs from base 66 to 1145 and encodes 359 amino acids. Gene Ontology annotation, molecular function: lipase activity. The transcript has 10 exons.
ACCCUUCAAGAACACCGCAAACACAAGUAAGUCUUCUCAUUAGAGACCACAUUCUCGGGAACACUAUGUGUUAUACUCUCCUGUGUUUCACACUACUGUUGCUUGUCUCUUCAUCAUUCUGUGCCAAGCAGAAGUGCUGUCCCGACAAAGAAUGUUAUGAGUUAGGCGACCCAUGGCAAACCCUCACACGUCUAGUGCCGGAACCAGAAUGUGAAGGAAAUUUGACAAGAUUUUUCCUUAUUGAGAGUUCGAAUAAGGAUAAUCCAGUCGUCUUCACAGCAAGGAACGCGUCGAAAAUUCCAGGUUACCUCAAUGUGAGGAAACCAACAAUAAUAUUUUUCCACGGAUGGAUGAGUUCUGCGGCUGCACCCUCCAUUAUGAAUAUUACAACCCUCUACUCAUCACGUGUCAAUGCUAAUGGCAUUUUUGUGGACUAUGGUGAGAUUGCUAAGAACGUGAACUACCCACAAGUUGUAUCGAACCUCAGAGUCGUAGCCACAUAUGUAACCAAGAUGGUGCAAAAUAUAAUCCAAGCUGGAGUGUCUCCUUCUCAGAUCCAUUUAAUAGGACAUAGCUUAGGAGCGCACUUAGCUGCUUAUGUAGCUAAGGCUAUUCCUGGAAUUGGCAGACUAACAGGACUGGAUCCAGCUGGUCCCUGGUUUACGGACAAGAACUGCGAGGUGCGUCUCUGUAAAGGAGAUGCCCAGUUUACGGAAGCGAUCCACACAAAUGGAAACCCUGUGACGGGUCUUGGAACGUCCGACGAAGACGCUGAUGUCGAUUUUUGGGUAAACGGAGGUUGGGAACAACCGGGCUGCGGUCUUGAAGUGGUUCCCCGGCAACUUCUGGAUCUCCAUCAUGACAACACUAGUGAUGCGAUACUCGCCUGCUCCCAUUCUCGAUCACUGCUUUACUACGCCGAAGCAUUAGCAAGUAGCUGCAAGUUCUGGGGUGUCAAGGCAGGCUUAGUCAACAAGCUGACAAGCCGACUGACUCUGGGAUAUGCGUCUAAGGUCGUCGUAAAUCCAGAUACCUGUACCCUACAGAACUGCGUGCCAAUCGGCUUAGACACCAUAAAUGCUACUGGCCGAGGGAAUUUCGUCGUGCCAACAAAUUCCCAACCGCCAUUCUGUGAGUCGAAGUGACAAAGAGACUGGGCGCCUUCAGUAAGAAGAAUUUCCAACAAUGUAAGAAUUUGGAUAUGCAGCUGUAAGUGAGAUAUCUGAAGAGAGGAAUAUGGAAGGUGCAGGUUGUGCAGUCACACUUUUGCAACAAAUAUUAUGAGUUUUGAAAAAACAUGCAAAGCACGUAAUCCAGUUCAAUUCUUUGUAUGGCAGAAUUUAUGAGUAUGUCACAGUUUCGUUUAAGAUAAGCACAUUUCUUCACAUUUGCUCUGCACUUCAGUGACAAAUCAGAAACAAUAAAUAAUAUUAUAAACUAACAAUACAGACAAUCUUCUGCAGCUUUAUACUGUCAUAUAACCUGGUAACGCGACAAAUAAUUAAUUGAACCAGGAUAAGAUGAUUCGAUUUAUUGGAUAUUCACCAGGCGGAACUACAAUUAGUUGUAACACAAUCUUACCGUAACUAUAACACUUCGCAUCUACGAAAAAUGAUGACACCACAUAAACUAAAGACCUCACUUCUGACUUCUUCUUCUUCUUCUGUUGCCUUCUGUGUUCUGUCCUGUUCUAUGUUCUGUCACAUUCUGCCUUCUGUUGGUCAGUUCUCUCCCUAAGGUAGGUUCUUGUCGAACCGAA